Molecule: messenger RNA, 623 nt
Organism: Sorghum bicolor (sorghum)
Lineage: Eukaryota; Viridiplantae; Streptophyta; Magnoliopsida; Poales; Poaceae
Exons: 2
Coding region: 47-385 (112 amino acids)
Source: RefSeq, a predicted model, not a curated record
UUUAACUUUCAGGAGAGUUUGAGCCAUCGAAGCUAGGCUAACGAAGAUGUACCACCAGCUGAGCUCUUGUAGCCGCGGCCUGGCCGCAACGCUCCUCCUGCUCCUUGCCGCCGCCACCGCCGCCGCUGCCACACCUGAAGCUCCAACGGCGGGAGCAGCCUGCUACAACGACAUCGUCGCCCUGCGGAGCACCUGCUACCGCUACGUCCAGGACGAGGGUCCCAUGGUGCAGCCAUCGCCGCAUUGCUGUGCCACCGUGAGCGGUAUCGCCAACGCUACCUGCGUCUGCGACUACUUGAGCUCCCUCGACGACAUCAACCUGGACAAGGUGUUCUACGUCGCCGGGCAGUGCGCCGUCUCCAUCCCAUGGUUCUGCGGAGAUUAAAAGCAGGUUUGAGAAAGAACGGACUGGUGGAUCGGAGGUGGCGGCUAACAUACGCGAGGCAGCUCGUAAUAAUGAAUAAAGUUUAUCAAACUGUAGUUAUGUCUUAGGAGAUAUUGGAGUAAGGAUUAUUGUACUGGUGUUCACCUAUGUAAACUACUUCCAUUUCCUCAAGAAGUUGCCUAGUAUACAUGUCAAGGUCUCAAAGUAUUCCGACAAAUAAUUGAGUACUAUAGACUAA